Molecule: messenger RNA, 474 nt
Organism: Diabrotica balteata
Lineage: Eukaryota; Metazoa; Arthropoda; Insecta; Coleoptera; Chrysomelidae
Source: the annotation of a GenBank genome assembly
AUGCAGAUCUUCGUUAAAACCUUAACGGGUAAGACCAUCACCCUCGAGGUCGAGCCCUCAGAUACUAUCGAAAAUGUGAAAGCUAAAAUCCAGGAUAAAGAGGGAAUCCCCCCAGACCAGCAACGUCUCAUCUUCGCCGGUAAACAACUCGAAGAUGGUCGUACAUUGUCUGACUAUAAUAUUCAGAAAGAAUCAACCCUUCACUUGGUGUUGAGAUUGAGAGGAGGUGCUAAGAAACGUAAGAAGAAGAAUUACUCCACCCCCAAGAAAAUCAAACACAAGAAGAAGAAGGUUAAGUUAGCUGUAUUGAAAUAUUAUAAGGUUGACGAAAAUGGUAAAAUCCACCGAUUGAGACGUGAAUGCACCGCUGAACAAUGUGGAGCCGGUGUCUUCAUGGCAGCCAUGGAAGACAGGCAUUAUUGUGGCAAAUGCGGUUACACUCUGGUCUUCUCGAAACCAGGAGACGAGAAGUAG